CAGUGCCGUUUCUUUGCACAUGUGAAAGGCAAAUUUCAACAGCCAGUAUUAUUCGCUAUAGAAGUACGCUUAAAACGAUUUGAAAAUUAGUAAACUAUAGAACAAUGGCGGAAGUUAAGCAAACGAUUGUUGAAGGAGUCGACGCUCUUACCUUAAAUGGCAAACCAGACGCUGACUCUGUGGAAACGGCAACGGUUGCACAGGCACAAGAAGCGAAAGGAGAGGAAACAACAACAAACGCGGAUGAUGUUGUGGAUCCAUGGAAUGUGGCAAGCACCAACGAUGCAGGCGUUGAUUACGACAAGCUAAUAAAGCGAUUUGGUUCAAGUAAAAUCGAUGAGGAGCUUAUCGCACGAUUUGAAAAAAUCACAGGAAAGCCAGCUCACCACUUUAUCCGACGUGGUAUCUUCUUUUCGCAUCGUGACCUACACACAAUACUCACACUUCGUGAGCAGGGCAAACCAUUCUACUUGUAUACAGGUCGUGGGCCCAGCUCUGGAUCCCUGCACAUUGGCCACUUGGUGCCGUUUAUUAUGACCAAAUGGCUGCAGGAAACAUUCGAUGUACCUUUGAUAAUUCAACUUACUGACGAUGAGAAGACCCUGUGGAAAGACCUUAAGAUUGAGGAUGCCAUUAAGUUGGCGCGUGAGAAUGCUAAAGAUAUUGUCGCAAUGGGCUUUGACUUGAAUAAGACAUUCAUCUUCAACAAUCUUGAGUUCAUGGGCAAGUGUCCUGCAAUGUACCAGAAUAUAAUUCGCAUUCAAAAGUGUGUAACCUUUAACCAGGUGAAAGGCAUUUUCGGAUUUGGCGACUCGGAUAUUAUUGGAAAGAUUGGUUUUCCUGCCGCUCAGGCAGCGCCGGCGCUGUCGAGCACAUUUCCUUUUGUAUUUGGCAACAAGAAGGUGCACUGCCUAAUUCCAUGCGCCAUUGAUCAGGAUCCCUAUUUCCGCAUGACGCGUGAUGUAGCGCCUCGCCUUGGAUUCCCCAAGUGCGCGCUAAUGCACUCCAGCUUCUUUCCGGCUUUGCAGGGUGCCAAAACGAAAAUGUCUGCAAGUGAUCAAAACUCUGCCGUGUUUCUUACGGACACACCCAAGCAAAUCAAGAACAAGAUUAAUAAGUAUGCAUUUUCGGGUGGACGCACCACUGUCGAGGAGCAUCGUCAGCUGGGCGGCAUUCCGGACAUUGAUGUGGCUUAUCAACUGCUUAAGUUUUUCCUCGAGGACGACCAGAAGCUCGAGGAGGUGCGCUUGGCUUACAGCAAAGGUGAAAUGCUAACCGGUGAAAUCAAGAAGCUAGCUAUUGAGACUGUUACGCCCAUUGUGGAGCAGCAUCAGACAGCACGCAAGCUGGUGACGGACGAAGUGCUGGAUAAAUACUUUGAGCUUAGAGCUUUGAAAUUUGGCAGUUAGAAGUACAUAGCCGAUAUGUACACAAAAAAAUAAAUUAAUAAAUAGAUAUUUAUUGAUUGAUGUAUGUAUGUUUGUCACAGCUGAAAGCUUGUUGCACAUUUAAGCCUCAUUGUGCUCACUAUUUAUUUACUAAGCAAAACAAAAUAUUGUUUGAUUAUUUUUUUUAUAAGCACUAAAUGCAAACAAAACAAUAAACGGCUCCGAUUUUUCAACUUCAA
Molecule: messenger RNA, 1627 nt
Organism: Drosophila innubila
Lineage: Eukaryota; Metazoa; Arthropoda; Insecta; Diptera; Drosophilidae
Gene: TrpRS
Product: tryptophan--tRNA ligase, cytoplasmic
Exons: 4
Coding region: 105-1409 (434 amino acids)
Biological process (GO): tryptophanyl-tRNA aminoacylation
Cellular component (GO): cytoplasm
Molecular function (GO): tryptophan-tRNA ligase activity; ATP binding
Source: RefSeq, a predicted model, not a curated record